Molecule: messenger RNA, 1563 nt
Organism: Pediculus humanus corporis (human body louse)
Lineage: Eukaryota; Metazoa; Arthropoda; Insecta; Psocodea; Pediculidae
Product: krueppel c2h2-type zinc finger protein, putative
Exons: 3
Coding region: 1-1563 (520 amino acids)
Biological process (GO): regulation of transcription by RNA polymerase II
Cellular component (GO): nucleus
Molecular function (GO): DNA-binding transcription activator activity, RNA polymerase II-specific; zinc ion binding; RNA polymerase II cis-regulatory region sequence-specific DNA binding
Source: RefSeq, a predicted model, not a curated record
AUGGGGGAAUCGAAUGAAAGAAGACUACUGUUAUUUCACUUUGAUAAAAUAUGCAGGUUUUGCCUUUGUCAGAACGUUGAUAUAGUUCACAUUUUCGAAAAUAAUGUCGACGAUGAUUCGCUCAUAAUAAGUAAAAUAAAAGAAUGCAUUACUUUAGAAGUUUCUCAAAAUGAUGGCUUGCCACAAAAUGUAUGUAACGAAUGUUUUAAAAAAAUUAACGAUUAUUACGAAUUUAAAAAUACCUGUAAGGAAUCUGAUGUUAUUUUAAGACAACAGUUAUCUCAUAAUUCACAAUUGCAAAUUAGCAAAAAUGAUAAGAUAAGUAAUUAUAAGACUGAUGAUGAAAAUAAUUCAACUGUGACUUACGUGGAAAAUGUCAAAUCGGAAAAUGAAAAUUCUGCUGCAUUAUGUAAAUUAGAUUCAUCGUCGGAUGAAAUAUUUUCUGAAUCAGAUGAUAAACCAUUAAUAGAAAUAACUUUGAAAUUAAAAAAGAAAAAAGAAAGGAAGAAUUCGAAUAGUAGAUUUAAAAAAGAUGUUCUUUCCAAACCGAAUGCUAGAGGUAGAGCACCCAAAGCGAAACCAUUAUGUUUAGUAUGUCAUCAAAAAUUUAGUCGUUUUGUAGAAUUGAUAGAACAUCAAACUAAAAUGCAUAAUUUAAAUGAUGUCAAUUUGAAAAGCGACAAUGACAAGGAUGGAAUGGAAGAAUUAAAAGGUAACAUAGAUGCAUUUGCCGUUUUUAAAUGUCAUUUAUGUAAAGAAGAAUAUUCGAAUAGGGAAGAACUUAGAAAUCAUUGUAAGAUGGUUCACAAUACCAAAGUGAUACAACCUUAUCCCUGCAGUCACUGCGAUCGUCAAUUUCCCGCAUGGGGCCUUUUAGUCGUACACGAAAGAAAGCACACGGGCGAGAGACCAUAUUCGUGCGACGUGUGCGGUAAAGAAAAUUUCAUAUCUCAAACGAGUUUACGCAGGCACAAAUUAAUGCAUUUGAAAGUGUAUAAUUGUAAGGAAUGCGGACGGGAUUUCAAUUGCGAUUCGGCAUUGAAAGCUCACAUACGUUGCAAGCACACGGAUGAAAAACCGUAUCUUUGCAACGUAUGCGGACGGAGUUUUAGCUUAUCGGCAAUUUUAAUGGCUCACAUGACGUCACAUUCGUCGGAGAGAAAAUACGUUUGCAACGUAUGCGGUUUCGCAUCGAAAACAAGCGGAAAUCAUUACAGGCAUAAAAACAUACAUAAAACGGGGGGAGUCAAAUGUUUUCAUUGCGAAACGUGUGGUAAAUCCUUCGAUAGUAAAUUGAAAUUGUCUUCUCAUCAAAUAAUUCACAGGCCGGUGAGACCGCACGUGUGUAAAGUUUGCAACAAGGGUUUCUUGUAUAAGAACAAAUUGGAAAGACACGUUUUAUCCGUGCACGCGAGAGAAAGACGGUUUCCGUGCGAUUUUUGCGGUAGGAAAUUAGCAUCCAAAUUCGGUUUGGGUAUACAUUUGAAAACCCACGAGAAAAAUCAUUUGAAAACGGAAAUAAAAGAAGAAGAAAAAGAAGGAGAAAAAGGUGAUGGGAGUUGA